GUUUUUAUUAAAGCAAAACAAGAGUCAUUCUCUCAUGGCCAAUAACACAACAACUCACGCUUCAUACAUCCAAGAGGAUCCACUGGCGGAUGAAAAUAUUCCGCCUGAACGUCCUAAUCCCGCCGACUCUUCUGAGUUUGAAAAUGCAGCACUGAACAAAAUGGAGAGGAUCCCCUCAGGGGGAAACGAUGUGAAUGUUUUUGACGCUCAUGUUUUUUCCACUCCUGUUCCGAAGAAUAAAAGCGGUGAGGGCCAGGUGGCGUCACGGUUGACUGGUUUCCCGUCUGCUCUAACCCCCGUCUUAAGGUAUCUGAAUAUCGGGAAUAAAAGUCCAUCUCCAGAGCUUUUUAAACAUCCAAAGCCUCCCAAUCUCUCAGUUCCCUCCAGCUUUCCUGCUGCAAACUGUCAAAAAUCAGCUGGAGAAUCUAGGAGACGAAUCAGCGAUGAGGAUUUCUCCAUGAUCAACGAUGAAUGCUUACCAGAAAUGACCUUUUGCGAUCUUUCAGCCAUGCAGCUGACUACCAAUGAUUCAGUCCUUCCUGAUAGCCUACAGGCGUCACCUCAUCCGUACGGUACAAAGACACACCUCCAGACGAGGGCUGGAGAUCAGAACAGCCUGUCUGAGUUACCGCCGCUGUCCACAGACUAUCCGGUCCGGGUGGAUCGUGACUUUGAGACCAACCUUUCGUCCCAUGGGCUUAUUGAUAAUUACUUGCAAGACAUUACUCUCCUUGAGCUUACGCAGGACUUGGAGCUUUCUCCAGUCGACCAGACGUCCUCCGUGGACUUCACACCGGUUCUUUCACCCGCCGGUCGCUUACAAGCCUCUGACCACAGUGAACAAAUCCUGACGGAGCUCGGCAAAUCGGACACCAUCACCAACGAGGAGCUGUCCGUCACAAGCGUGAAUUCUGCCCAGUGUGCAGUUAAAGCAUCCUUAGACGUAACUCAGGACGUUACCAUGGGCCGUACUUUAGAAAACAGCGGGUCUUCAGACACCAGCGCCCGAGCUAUAAAUGUCACUCAUGACCUAACCUCCUCCUGUAACAUCUCUAGUUCUGGCAUAAACGGGUCCAUCCCUGGGUUUUAUUCUGAACCCAGAGAAAAGCCCGGUUCUGUAGAGAUGGAAGUCCUGCAGACCAGCGGGGAGACAACGGCCUCCAGAGACGGGUCACAACAAAACCCAGAAUCAGACACCGGUGGACAAGAAGUGGAGAUGUCUGAGAAUUCAGACGCCGACGCCCGAGCUAUAAACGUCACUCACGACCUAAACUCCUCCUGUAAGAUCUCUGCUUCUGGCAUAAACGGAUCCAUCCCUGAGUUUUAUUCUGAACCUGCGAUGGAAGUCUCCAGAGACGGGUCGCAACAAAGCCCAGAAUCAGACACCGGUGGACAGGAAGUGGAGAAAUAUCAGAAUCCGGACGGGGACUCUCUCUGUACCAAAGCUAUCAACAUCACUCGUGAAAUAAACCACGAGGCAUCUGCUCUGUCUGCUACCUUGUCCUCCUGGACCACAGACGGAUCCAUCCCAGGUUUGGAACCUGAACCCAAAGGAACGCCUCAUUCUGCAGAGCUGCCGCCCGGCUGUGGCACCGAGUCAACCAGCAAGGAGUCACGGCAAAGCCCCACAUCAGACGUCUCCAACGGCCAGUUUACUGUGGAGCGGGCCUCUGCAGCCUCCCCUCCAGUUUGCUGCCAUAAUAACGAGACGCUGGAUCUUCCGACGGCUGAUGGGGGCGAGAGCGGAGAGCAGCAAAGCUCUGACUCCGUUAAAACUGAAGCUUCCUGUGUCAAAAAUGAAAGCACCGUCGCCGUAGAGCAGGAUGCUAGUUUUCAUGAGGUUCAUCUUCAAAAGCCCAAAAUCCAAAUGGGUUGUGCUUCAGGGAAAACUCCUGCUUCCCUCGGUCACCGGAUCAACGCGUCUGAUUGUAAACCUCCCUCAGAGCAAAACGCCACAAUAACUUUGUCAGAAAUGAGCUCGAGCGUCACUCAGCAAAGCUGUUUGGGCAACGCCUCCGCUCCCAAAGCUGUAAAUUUAACCACUACACUUAAAGAGGAGUGCUCUGAAAACCACGCAUCGAAGCUCCAAAGAAACGAGCCAGACGCAAAGACGGACGGCAGCCCGAGCAGGACGUCUGACGCCCGUCCGGCUUUAGAGCCAGCUGCUGCCAGCGGUGGAUGUGAACGCAGGGAUGGUUCACAGUCGGGGCUGCAGGCGGCGGACGACGUCUUUGACCUCUCCAACCAGGAGAGCCUGGACUCAAUAACCAGCAAAACUCACACAUUUAAUCUAGAUGAGACUUUAGAUUUAAGGGCUGAGAUCUCCAGCACUUCUACACCGAUGCCAAACUGUAAAAUGUUCACCUUUGAGAGCAAGCGAGAGGCGGGCCAAGGCCUGGCGCCGCAGAGAAAACUCUAUGGGAACCUCCCCAAUAUGGCGUCUGAAAAGGCGCCGUCCAGCAUCGUUUGUGAGCGUAAAACUUUCCUCCCGCCGUCUGCGCCUAAACACCUUUUGCCUCCUUCAAAACCGGCCGGCCAGCUGUUGACGAGCCGCCCGCCGACCGCAGCGACGGGCCUGCCGGUGAAACGGCACCGACCCGAAGGGGAUUCUGGGAAAAGCGCUGCCUCAGAGGAACAACGGGGGAAAACCUCAUUAUCGAGCUCUUACAACCUGCGAUCUUUAGCCUCCAAGCUGCCCGUCUCUGGCUUGCAGAGGCCUCAGCGGAGCGGCAUUCCCGUCGGCUUCCCGAAGACAGCGCCGGGUCCAAGAACGGCCGUCUCUUCAUCCACAGAAAAACUCAGUGGAUCUACAGGUCUGCUCAAAGCUGCCAACCCUGUCACAAAGGCUGCACAAGGAAAGAAGCAUCCUUUGACUAAGGGAGAACCUUUGCCUCUGUCAAAGAAGAAGAAAAUGGAUAAACUUGUGCAAUCCAGCAAUGCUGACGCUCCAGCCUCUGGGUGCGACUCUGCAAACGGGGUGAAAGCCCUAAAACUGCGUCCGGCCAACCAAAGAUCUGCGCCUGAUAAAGCCUCCAAACCUGGUGCUGCGGUGCCGGCAAGCACCGCUAAGACCGUAACGCCGUGUGACGCGAGCCGCAGAGGGAGUAGCCUGAAACCUCCCGUAACCAAUCAGAGAGCUCGCCUCACUGGACCCCAGAGCCACAUUGCAGGUUGUGCCAGAUGUGAUGAGCUAGAGCAGGAGAACCGGCUACAAUCCCAAGAAAUCCAGAAGCUGAAAGAAGAGCUUCUUAAGUGGAAAACUCAACUAAACUGCUGAAGGUUCCUGUCAUUUUUUUUGAAUGUAUAUGUGUAAAUACACAGAAAUUUUACUUUUUCUUUUUUAUAUAUAUAUACUUAACUGUUUUCCAGCCUGCAUUAUUAUAAUUUUCUUUUUACAGCAUGCUUGUGCUGUCCGUUUUAGGUUUAUCAGUGAAGUAAAGACUCAUUUACAAGUAAAAUGGCUGAAAUCAAGUUUUGUAUAAUACAUGAUUAAAGUUUUCAUGAAUGGAACAGCUCGA
Molecule: messenger RNA, 3518 nt
Organism: Fundulus heteroclitus (mummichog)
Lineage: Eukaryota; Metazoa; Chordata; Actinopteri; Cyprinodontiformes; Fundulidae
Source: RefSeq, a predicted model, not a curated record